ACCAAGUGUACAGCAUCGCUGAAGCAACUUGGAGCAGCAAUAUCUCACUCAUCAUCAUGAGUCACUCUGGAAUAAGGAACACUUCUACUUCUUACAGACGCACUUUUGGGGCUCCUCUUCUAUCCCCAAUGUCUUACUCCUCUUCUUCUAGAUUUUCAACCUCAAGGCACUUGGGGAGCCCCUCCCCAGGCCCUUCCAGUCGUUCCUCAUCAGCCUACAGGGUGAGGUCCAGCACCCCAAUCCGGGUCACAGACAGGGUGGACUUCUCAGUGGCUGAGGCCCUCAACCAGGAGUUCCUGACCACACGCAGUAAUGAAAAGGCAGAAAUGCAAGAACUCAAUGAUCGCUUUGCCAGUUUCAUUGAGAAAGUCCGUUAUUUGGAGCAGCAAAAUGCUGUGCUGGUGACUGAGAUCAAUCAAGCCAGGUCUAAGGAGCCCACAAGGGCUGCAGACCUGUGCCAACAAGAGUUGAGAGAAUUGAGAAGACAGCUGGAUGCCCUGGGCAAGGACAGGGACCAUAUCCAGGUAGAAAGAGACAACUUGGCUGAGGAUCUCAGUUUUCUCAAGCAGAGACUAGAUGAAGAAGUCCACAAGAGAGAAGAUGCUGAGAACAAUUUAGUUCUGUUCAGGAAGGAUGUAGAUGAUGCAACCCUCUCCCGCUUGGAGCUUGAAAGAAAGAUUGAAUCUCUGAUGGAUGAAAUAGAAUUCCUAAAGAAACUUCAUGAUGAGGAACUCCAAGAUGUGCAAGUAUCUGUAAAUGUACAAACCAUUCAUACAGAAAUUGAAGCAGCCAAGCAACCUGACUUGACUUCUGCUCUUCGAGAUAUUCGCAGCCAAUAUGAGACCAUUGCUGCCAAGAAUAUGCAAGAGUCUGAGGAGUGGUAUAAAUCCAAGUUUGCUGACUUGUCUGAUGCUGCAAACCGCAAUAAUGAGGCAUUGCGUCAAGCCAAGCAGGAGAUGAACGAAUCCCGACGACAGAUCCACAGCUUGACCAGUGAAAUUGAUGGACUUAAAGGAACAAAUGAAGGUCUGAUCCGUCAGAUGAAGGAGAUGGAAGAACAAUUUGGGUUAGAAGCAUCGAAUUAUCAUGAUACCAUUGGACGUCUGGAACAGGAAGUGCACCAUAUGAAAGACGAAAUGGCUCGUCACUUGAGAGAAUACCAAGACCUCCUCAAUGUCAAGAUGGCAUUGGAUAUUGAGAUUGCAACUUACAGGAAACUCCUGGAAGGUGAAGAAAGCAGGAUUGUUGUACCGAUUCAUUCCAUGACCUCUUUCAGUAUCAAAAGCCCAGCAGCUCCUGAAAUAGAUCAUAGCUCUGAAGUUCACACCAGGAAAACUGUUGUGAUUAAAACUAUAGAGACUCGAGAUGGAGAGCAGGUUGUGACUGAAUCCAGGAAGGAGAAGUCUACUGAAGGGGAGAAGUAAAAUACCCAUGUAACACCCCUAAAUAGUCCACGGAGCAGCUUGUGCUACACUAAAUUAGAGACCUUUUUAAUUUUGAAUGUCAUUUAUGUGGCAUUCUGGUGUUACCAAUAUUUGUUUCGGUCAUGGUAAAACAUCUCUAAAGUGCCUAUGUUCCCAUAAUUGUGUAUGUCUAUAUAGUCUAAUGAUUUCUCAGACUAUGAAUAUAUGUACAUGUGUUUUCCCAUUCAUCUUCUCACCUCCUGAGAACAUUUCACCAAGUUUUAAAUGUAACUGUUAUUUAAUACAUGGGUGUACAGUGGACGCAAAUACUGGUCAUAUUACAUUAGUGUAUUCUAUGAGAGGAAGGUAAAUAUCACAGCUAUAGCAGUAUGGCCUCACUGACCUGACUAGUUGAUUUUGAGCUGCUUUCAAUGGGACAGCAUCUCAUUCAGACCGGAGUGAGACA
Messenger RNA from Bufo bufo (common toad), 1869 nucleotides. It is a transcript of the gene PRPH, whose product is annotated as peripherin. Bases 57 to 1424 code for a protein of 455 amino acids. Gene Ontology annotation, cellular component: plasma membrane; type III intermediate filament; axon. The record is from RefSeq and is a predicted model, not a curated record. The transcript has 9 exons. NCBI's taxonomy places the organism in Eukaryota, Metazoa, Chordata, Amphibia, Anura, Bufonidae. Gene Ontology annotation, molecular function: structural molecule activity.